CUGAAAGUAGCACUCAUCCAGCCGCAGAAAGCAGCAGCAUCGUGCAGUAGCAUUGUAGCCAGCACAACGAGCUGUCGCCCAGACUGAGCUGCGGAUAGAGACCGCUUCGUGCGCACGCAAGAGGAGAGUAAUCCGUCGUGCAGCCCGCCUGCCCGCGCACGGCCUCACGCAAAGAUGUCGGCAGUAGCCUCCAGCAGCAAGAACCCACUUCCCAAUGGGAAUGCGGGAAUCCAUGCAGCUACUGCGAACGGCAGUUUAAAGAAUGCAAAUGGCGCCAAGCUCGGCAAAGCCGCUCGCCGCAGGGCCAAAAAGAAGGAAGAGAAGGCUGCUGGUGCUGGCCAUGCCACAGCAACAUCUUCAGCUGCAGCCGCACCGAGCCAGAAAAUCGGCGAGGCCGAUGCUCAGGAAGGUGACUCAGCCGUUGCAGAUACUGCUGAACCAGAUGCACCAGCCUCAAUACUUGAUGCCCCGGAGAUGGAUGAAGAAAUGCGGAAGCACUUUGGCAGCAUCCUGCAACGAUUUGCACAAGCUUCGGAAGACACACCUGAGGAGCAGGGAACCGAGCCAUCAGGGAAAGGCCAGGUCAUCUAUUCGGACGAAGAGGAUCUUUCUGACGAAGACGACUCAGAUCGAGAGCACGAAAAUGCAAACAAGCCGCUAUCGAAAAAGAAGCAAAAGAAAAUUCAGCGAUUGACGGUCGCCGAGCUAAAGCAACUCGUCGCGAAACCAGACGUAGUGGAAGGAGUCGAUGUGACCGCCAACGACCCACGGCUGCUGGUGCACGUCAAAUCCUACCGCAAUACUGUGCCCGUCCCAGCACACUGGUCGCUGAAGCGUGACUACCUAGGCAACAAGCGCGGCAUCGAGAAGCCGCCGUUCCAACUGCCUUCGUACAUUGCCGACACGGGUAUCGCGACCAUCAAGGACGCGCUGCGAGAACGAGAGGCAGACCAAACACUCAAGGCCCAAACGCGUGGAAGAGUGCAGCCGAAGAUGGGGAAAGUCGAUAUCGACUACCAAAAGCUUCACGACGCCUUCUUCCGCUUCCAGACCAAGCCGCCCAUGUCGAACUACGGCGAGAUCUACUACGAAGGAAAAGAGUUCGAGACCAAGUUCAAAGAGCGACGACCGGGAGAUCUCAGUGACGAACUUAAAGAGGCUCUCUCCAUCCCGCCGCUCGCACCACCGCCAUGGCUGAUCGCGAUGCAGCGGUACGGCCCGCCGCCAUCGUACCCGCACCUAAAGAUUCCGGGGCUCAAUACGCCCAUCCCUCCUGGUGCGCAGUUUGGCUUCCAUCAAGGCGGUUGGGGCCAGCCGCCGGUGGAUGCGUUUGGGCGGCCUCUGUAUGGAGAUGUCUUUGGCGACGGAUCAGGUUUGUCAAAUGGCUUGCCGAACACGGACCAAUUCGAGCAGGACGUGCAAAAGGAGAUCUGGGGCGAGCUGGAGCCAGAAGAGGAUGCGGAGGAAGAGGAGGAAGAAGAAGAGGAGGAGGAACAAGAUGAGCAAGAGGACCAGACCGAGGAAGACUCUGAGGACCGGGGGCAAGCGCCAUUCGACGGCUUGGUGACACCGUCCGGCAUGGAGUCGGUCAAUUCGACCAUCCCACCUGGCUUGGAGACGCCAGCUUUCAUCGAGCUACGGAAGGACCAGCGUGCAGCAGCGGGGCGUGCACCUGGCGGGCCACCACCACCGCCGCCAGGGGCAGCCCUUGGUGGGCCAAAGCAACUCUACCAGGUCAUCCCAGAGAGCCAGACCGCUAUUCGGGGGAUCAUGGGCAGCGAGAGGGGUUACGAUGUCUAUGGUGCUGGAGUGGGCACUGGGGCCUCUGCUUCUGGCGCUGCACCAAUACUUGGCCAGGAAGACAAGGGUACAAAGCGAAAAGCACAUGCAAACGGCAUCGACGUCGCGCUUGACCCGGCGGAGCUAGAAGGCCUGACGGAAGCAGAGAUCGCGCGGCGGUACGAUGAGGCGCAAGCGCGGGUGCAUGCGGCGCGCAAUGGCGGCACGGUCAAUGACACGAGCCGGGAAGAGAUGGACAUGCUGAGGGAGGAGCUGGCGAGGAAGAGGCAUCAGACCGAGGUGCGAAGGCAGGAGAGGAGGGAUGGCGGCGGCGGCGGCGGCGGUAGGGAUCGGCAGCGGUAAUGCACAAAGUAGCUAUUCUGUUCACUUGUUCUGCCACUUCCAAAUAUAUCUUAUCCACGUAAG
Messenger RNA from Tilletiaria anomala UBC 951, 2205 nucleotides. RefSeq names its product DUF382-domain-containing protein. Gene Ontology annotation, cellular component: U2-type spliceosomal complex; U12-type spliceosomal complex; U2 snRNP. Bases 175 to 2142 code for a protein of 655 amino acids. NCBI's taxonomy places the organism in Eukaryota, Fungi, Basidiomycota, Exobasidiomycetes, Georgefischeriales, Tilletiariaceae. The transcript has 2 exons. Gene Ontology annotation, biological process: mRNA splicing, via spliceosome. The record is from RefSeq and is a predicted model, not a curated record.